CACCAGCCACAUCAAGAUUCACCCUUCGCACAAAUACUCCAUAACUACCUAGAGAUUUAUCACAGAUAUACCACGAGCCUUGCCCAGAUCCGUCUUCUACAACAUGGGCGUAGUCUUCGAUUCUGCCGUUGAUCGGCCAGAGCACAUCGAGAAUAUUCUGAACGGACUCGACCGGUACAAUCCAGAGACGACCGAAAUAUUUUCCAAAUAUGUUAUGGAUCAAUGCGAAAAUCAGACAUACGACUGCUACGCGAAUCUGGCACUGUUGAAACUUUAUCAAUUCAACCCGCAUCUCACUCGCGAAGAGACAAUAACCAACAUCCUCGUCAAGGCUCUCACGGUCUUCCCCUCGCCAGAUUUCAGCCUCUGUCUAUCGCUCCUACCGCCCCACACACUCAGCCCGACAGCGAAGACUUCACAUUCAACCCCAGCUGCUGGCGAUGCACCGCUGUCCGAAAUGGUGCAGAAGCUGAACGUACUUAACAACUACCUUUCGUCAGCUGAUUACUCAAACUUCUGGUCAACACUUGACAGCGACGACCUCUACGCUGACUUGGUUGCUGAUGUCGUUGGCUUUGAGGAGCUCAUGAGGAUACAGAUUGCCGUCGAGGUUGGUAAAUGUGUGCGUGAGAUUCAGAGAAAUGUGCUCGAAGAUUGGUUGAAUCUCAAAGGCAGUGAAUUUGAUAAUUUUAUGAGCAAAGUUUGCGGGUGGGAGGUGAAUGGUGCUACUGUCAAGGUGCCACUCAACAAGGAAAAUGAGGCUAAAGGUACUGUCGUGAGGGAGAACGUGAAGUUCGAUCAGUUCUCAAGACUAAUUAGGAGGGCCUAUGAACAACCCGCAUAAAAAUUGAAUUAGAAACGAUAAAAUGCGUUCAUGAUAUUCAUGAGAACGAAACUCGCGGCGUCAAUUAUGUCCGCAUGUUAGGAGCUUAAGGCGGCUAUUGUGGUCAACUAGGAGACAAGCUUUAGCAACUGAUGCCAAGGUAAUGAUACCUCUGACCGUCCAGAUGAACGGCCUCCAGAUAGCUUCUAGAUUUCGAGUUAUGUGCAGCAACACAUGCACAUGAUGAUGAAUAAUUUUGUGUUAAUAUCUUUUCCUUGA
Verruconis gallopava is the source of this 1102-nucleotide messenger RNA. RefSeq names its product eukaryotic translation initiation factor 3 subunit K. Gene Ontology annotation, molecular function: ribosome binding; translation initiation factor activity. NCBI's taxonomy places the organism in Eukaryota, Fungi, Ascomycota, Dothideomycetes, Venturiales, Sympoventuriaceae. Gene Ontology annotation, cellular component: eukaryotic translation initiation factor 3 complex; cytoplasm. Gene Ontology annotation, biological process: regulation of translational initiation. Bases 104 to 844 code for a protein of 246 amino acids. The record is from RefSeq and is a predicted model, not a curated record. The transcript is spliced from 2 exons.